GCGGGGAGAUCUGGGGUUCAAUAAGUUCUCCAAGAAUGUGAUUUCCUUUUCUCUUAGAAUAUUUCAGGAGUUCGGAGUUAGUUCAAGAUGCAUUUACGAUCAUAUUCGCGGAUUGCGUUGCGUCAUUGGCUGAAUUACAGUGGUCUGAUUCAGAGACAGUCACCACGGACAGCUCGGUGCUUUCAUGCUACUGCCAAAGCUCUGGUCAUAAAACCCUUUCUUCUGGCGGACAUUGGAGAAGGAAUCCGAGAAUGUGAAAUCAUCCAAUGGUUCGUAGAACCAGAAGCCAGAGUAGAGGAAUGGGACAAGCUCUGCGAAGUCCAAAGCGACAAAGCCUCCGUCGAAAUCACAAGCCGAUUCGCAGGAGUGAUCAAGAAGCUCCAUUAUGAAGCCGGGGAAAUGGCCAAAGUGGGCAAACCUCUGGUGGAUAUCGAUAUACAGGGAGAGAUCAAGCAGGAGGAUCUAGCUGCUGUGACUGAGGGAGAGGAAUCUCAGAUCCAGGCAGAGGAUACGGAAGCUCGGGUUCCAGAAGCUGAGCCUGCUCCUGAGACUCCCGCUAUGGAGGAGGAAGCACCAUCACCACCAAAGGGCAAACAUGCUUCACUAGCUACGCCCGCCGUCCGACAUCUAACGAAAGAGUUAGAUGUCAACAUCGAGGAUGUCCAAGGCACAGGCCGAGACGGCCGAGUCCUAAAAGAAGACGUCUACCAAUACGCCAAACACCGCGACACAACCCCUUCAACUCCCAGCAAACAACCCACCACCCCAGGCCAACAAACCGAAACCAUCACCCCCCUCUCAACAACCCAACACCAAAUGUUCAAAACAAUGACCAAAUCCCUCUCCAUCCCGCACUUCCUCUACGCCCAAGAACUCGACCUCAUAACACUCUCCUCCCUCCGCCACCGCCUCAAUAAAUCCCUCUCCCUCACCCCCCAAAACGGAAUCUCGAAACUCUCUUUCCUACCCUUCAUCAUAAAAGCCGUCUCCAUGACCCUAGCCCAAUACCCGAUCUUAAACGCACGCGUAGACACCGACCCCAAGACCACUAAACCCACCCUCGUGUACCGCUCUCAGCACAACAUCGGCAUAGCAAUGGACACCCCAUCCGGCCUCCUCGUCCCGGUCAUAAAAGACGCCGCCUCCCUGUCAAUCCUAGACAUCGCGGCCAAGAUAUCGAGACUCCAAUCCCUGGCCUCAGAAUCUCGACUCUCGUCCGCGGAUCUAUCGUCCGGGACGAUCACGGUGUCGAAUAUCGGCUCGAUAGGCGGGACCUACGUCUCGCCCGUGAUCGUGGAGCGCGAGGUCGCCAUCCUGGGUAUUGGGAAGGUGAGGAGUGUUCCAGCGUUUAACGAAGAGGGCACGGUGGUGAGGAAGGAAGUGUGCAAUUUUAGCUGGAGCGCGGAUCAUAGGGUUAUUGACGGGGCGACGAUGGCGAGGGCUGCUGAGAUGGUGAGAGGGUUCGUGGAGGGCGUGGAGGGGAUGGGGAUUCAUCUUCGGUGAGCCUGUUCCCGACAUCGGGAUAUCAGACGAAAUGUUGUGUAAAGGGGAAACGACCAAUGGUGCUUGGACCCUAGUCUAGUCUAUCAGCCUCACUGGUGAUGGUGUUGUCGGACAGGACAGGGCUUAGGGUGAUUGAGUGUGGUAUGUGCGGGGCAACCCAGGAAAAAAAUCUACCCCGCCAUGUGGGAGGGAGUCUGGCAUUGCAUUGCAUAGAUGAGCAGUAGAAAUGAAAUGAAGCGAUUCGUAGAUGAUGCUUUGGAUUGAAUGAACAUAUACACAAUUCGGUAAGGACUAGCAGUGUGUGUUGAAAAGUGCG
Molecule: messenger RNA, 1819 nt
Organism: Mollisia scopiformis
Lineage: Eukaryota; Fungi; Ascomycota; Leotiomycetes; Helotiales; Mollisiaceae
Exons: 2
Coding region: 88-1503 (471 amino acids)
Cellular component (GO): cytoplasm; mitochondrion
Molecular function (GO): lipoic acid binding; acetyltransferase activity
Source: RefSeq, a predicted model, not a curated record